Geodia barretti is the source of this 2634-nucleotide messenger RNA. The record is from the annotation of a GenBank genome assembly. NCBI's taxonomy places the organism in Eukaryota, Metazoa, Porifera, Demospongiae, Tetractinellida, Geodiidae.
AAUCGCACUUGUGUGCACGUGUGAAAAGAGAAAACAAAAUGGCGAGUGGAAAUCAGUUCUCUGAUGAUUCCCCGUUUGCUGACAAGUACGGACCACCGCCUGUUGGACGGAAAAGACCGAUGGAUCAGCAGUUCGGCGGCGAUAUGGGCGGGGAGAUUGACGGAGAUCUGGGCCCUGAUUUUCAGAAGAGGAGUCGUUUCGACAGUCCCCAGGUGGAGAGCGAGCUGGACCGUUUGGACGUUCCUCCGGCCACCCUCCGGAUUCUGGUCCGCCAGAUCGACGCCGGUGGCAUCAUUGGCAAGGGAGGAGAGAAUAUAAAGAGACUCAGGAAAGUGGUAAGGAGAAGAAAAAGUGGUGUUUGUGGGAAAGCAUGCGUACACCACCCUAAAUUGUUUAGUAGCUCUGGUAACAAAGGGGUGGUAUUGUUAGUGGCAUGUACUGGCAGUUGUGGAAUGCUUGUAGAGUAGUUUCCUGUUACUAUUGGUUGUAAGCAUGGCUGAGCAUUUUCAAUUUCAUGUUGUAUUUGUUUUUGGCUUAACCCUUGCUGUCCUUGUAGCUUCUCUCUCCCACUACAGUCCUUCUCCGGUCCUGUUUUGGGUUUAACCCGGUUUUCUUGUUUGUUCUGUGUGUCGUUUUCUCUCUAGUUGUGCCACUCUGUCAAAAUGUCCCUCUCCCUCUCCUCCCUCCCUUUUCCCUCCCUUCCCCUCCAUGUCCCCAUCUCCUUCGCCCAACCUUCUCCAAUGAACUCUCCCAUUACCCCGUCCCAACUCCCAAUUAAUGCACACCGUGUGGAUACGAUCAACACCCAUUCCAAAUAAUGCCCACCUGGACCCUUCCAAUUAAUGCCCACUCCAUUGGCGGCCCACUCGGCCCCCCGUGUCCCUUGUCCCUCUCCCCUCCAGCAUGAUUGCCAGGUGGUCCUUCCUGAUUCUCCCGGGGCUCCGGAGCGGGUGAUGACUGUAAUGGGUCGUAUCGAGGGAUGUAUUGGAGUUCUGAGAGACUGUCUUCCCAAACUGGGGGAUGGGGUGAGGGACUCUUACACCAUUUCUCUUCUCUCUCUCUCUCUCUCUCUCUUCCUUUCAUAUCUCAUUUCUCUCUCUCCCUCUCUUCCUUUGUUCCUUUUCCUCUCUCCCUCUUUUCCAUCUUUAACUCUCUCUUACUGUCUUCCCCUCUCCCUCCUUUGCCGUCUCUCUCCUUUGCCGUCUCUCAUCUCCUCGCCCCCUCUCUCUUCCUAUUUCCAACUAUCUCAUUUCUCUCUCUACCUUUGCUCCUUUUCCUCUCUCCAUCUUUAACUCUCUCUCCUCCUUUCCCCUCUCUCCUCCUCACCCCCUCUCCCUCUCCUUUCCCCUCUCUCCUCCUCACCCUCUCCCUCUUUCCUCUCUUCCUAUUUCCAACUAUCCCCCAUCUCUCUCUGCUCCACCCAACCUCUACGUAUGUGUGUGUCCAUUACAAGCCUGUGCAGCAACACGGAGACCCCAACCAGCUGGCCUUCGAGACUCAGGUGCUCAUCCCCCAGCCGUUUAUGGGGACCAUCAUUGGCACCGCAGGCAGCAAGAUCAAGGAGCUUAGAUCUAAAACCAAGACGAGUAUCAAGAUAUUCAGCGACCCGAUGCCAAACUCCAACGAAAGAGUGUCCAGCUCAUUGGAACAGAACAGCAGGUCUCUGAGUGCCUGUUCUACUUCCUCGACGAAAUCGGCAAGCAGAAGGAGCCUCGGGAGCCAAUUUAUCUCUACGAACCGACUGCCGAGUUUUCUUCUGGCCCCCAGCCAGAUGAUUUCCCGCCCCCUCGGCGCGGGGGGCACAAUUUCCGGGGAGGCAUGGAUGGAGGAAGGGGAGGCAGAGGAAGUGGAGGAUGGAGGGGAGGGAGAGGAGGAGGAGAUAGAGGAGGAAGAGGUCGAGGGUUCCAGGGAUCGUGGAGGGGUCGUAAUAACGGGGGGCCAGGGGGAAAUUCUCAUCAGCCCCCCUACCAACCUCCUCCAAAUCCGGCUCCACCGAUGGGGGGAGGGGGAGGUUACGGUGCACCUCCCCACAUCUCUAGUGGAGCCACUUCGUACGGAGGGUCAGGGGCUCAGGCCAGUGUCGGCUACUCCACAAUGCCACAGGCCCCGCCUCCCUCCGCCAUGCCUCCACCCUCCUCCGUUCCCCAGAUGUACAUGCCUCCAUCCUCCUCUCUCCCUCCUCCCCCGUCCCAAAUGAUGCACCCCCCUCCUCCCAGUCAGCAUACACAGCAGGUCACCAUUCCUAACGAGUAUGCCAUGUCUAUACUGGGAGUGAAUGGAGCCAACUUGGAACAUAUCAAGAACCAGUCGUCAUGUGACGUAGUCAUCACUGACCCGAAGCCAGGCUCCAUGGAGAGAAUCAUCAACAUCACCGGUUCCCCUAGCAACAUACAGCUGGCCCAGACACUCAUGCAGAGCAGCGUAAGGCAGUACCACCCUGUGUGAACUGGACUAGUGAACACACCUGGGGCUGUAGUGGCUGCUAAGGACUCUUUUGCCUGAAACUCUAUAUGAACCUUUCCACUGUAUUGUAAAACCUACUAACACUGAAUUUUGCAAUGUAUAAUUAUUGUAUACAUGACAAUUAUGUGUGAGCGCAUCAAGUAAAAAUAGGGGCUAUGACACACAGGGACA